AUGUAAAAUAUAGCAUAUUUAAGUAUAGUGAGGUAUUAAUAUAAUGUGCCAUGGAAAAAGACCUGAGUGCCGAUGUAAUAAAAGCUACGCAAAAUGCGCUGGGCAAGUAUGUGAAACGACCGCCGUUGACUGAAAAAUUGUUGAAGAAACCACCUUUUCGUUUCUUACACGAUAUUGUAACAACGGUGCUGAAAACUACAGGUUUUUUCGAGGGACUAUUUGAAGAAGAUGAAUUAAUAUCGGAAAAUGUUAAGGACAGAGAGGGGAAAAUCACAUUUCUCACUAAAGUUAUAUCAGUUGUGGCCACGACAACGGGAAAGACUAUUCCAGCCAAGCCAACAAAAAUAGUAGCCGGCCAGGAGCCCGAGAAAACAAAUGAGCUACUUCAAUGUCUAGCAAUAGCGUUAGACCAAAAGUUAUCAUCAGAUGAAGCUGUAAAGAAAUACAAAGAUGGGGGAAAAGCUCAAACAGAUAACAAAGCCAAAGAAUCAACAAAAGCUGUUAAGAAAACUAACGACGCAAAGAAAUUAACUUCAAAAAGUAGUGAAAAACUAACGAGUAAUAAAAAGGAAACUCGAGAAAGAUCGUUAAAUAGACCUGAAAAAGAAAAGACAAUUAUAAAACCGAAACAAAAAGAGGCCACUGGAAUAAAAAAAGAUUCACCACCUAAAAAAUCUUCAGUACAACAAUCAAAAACAUUAACUAAAAAGAACUCUAUUGAAAAAGCACCCCAAACUCAAAUUGAAAGUAGCAUAAAUAGAAGCAAAAAGCCUGUCGCAGAAGUUAUACCUCACGAUGAAGAUGUGGCAAAAAAUAAUACAAAUCAUGAUACCACCGAUCAAGAUUCAGGAGUAUCACUUGAAAAACCAGAUCUUACUGAAAAUGAUAAACCUACCAAACAACUUGCAUCUAAAACCGAACACGAGGAACAUGGAAAACUCAAUUCAUCGUAUACAAUAGCUGAAGUUGAUUUAAAUUCAUCUUUGUCGUCACAAGAUCUCAUGGAAGUAGACAAUGAAAAAUCAGAAGAAAACCUGGAUACUAGUAAUCCAGAUUCUGACGUUAACACAGAAAUAAAACACAAUAUUAACAAUAUAACUAAAGAACACAGUCAUCAACAAGAAAAUAAUAAAGUAAUACGGCAUGAAACAAUCGUUCAAAAUAAUGAUAAUAACAGCGCACCACAUAGUUUUACCAAAGACUCAGAAAAAGUUAUUCAGAAUGAAUCUACUCCGAAAACCACAAAAAAUGAAAAUGUAACCAGACCAAAAAGUGUGAGACCUUCAUCUUCAAGACCUGGCGCACCCCGAUUGAGAGAGAAACAUGACAACACUGUAACAGGGAAUGAAAACCUUCUCGUAGGAAAAGUGAACAUUAUAGUGGAAAACACUCCGAAUGAAGAGGACGAAGACUCGAGUAUUAUAAUAGUGGAACAACAACCGGAUAUUCCGUUGGCGCAGGAUCAACAAGAGCUAAAGUUAUCUUCAAACCAGCACGGAGCGCUUGUGCAACAAAUUCUAGAGUCGCAAAAGGAAUUUUCACAAAUUGGCGGAAAAACAGAAAUCGAGUGGCAGCUUGGUGCACAGAAGGCUAGAGAAGCCGUCAAUCAAGAAGUAGAACAACUUAGAUUCAAUAUUCAGGCUCUGUCGCGAGUCGCCAAUCCUCUAGGGAAAGUGCUGGACCACAUUCAGGAGGACGUGGAAGUGAUGCGCCAGGAACUGCAGCAGUGGACAACAACCUAUGAAAACGCCUCCAAAGAGCUCGUUAAAGAAAAGUCGGCAAACGAGGACUCCUUGUUUCCUCUCCAUACGAAGCUAAAGCAACUGGAUGUCGACAUUUUGGAGAAACGUGAUAAAAUCAAUGAUCUCAAAAUAGUUAUACACAAAAAUUCGUCACGCAUUGAAAAGCUUCUAGCGGGCGGGGACGUGCAAUAA
Pectinophora gossypiella (pink bollworm) is the source of this 1934-nucleotide messenger RNA. It is a transcript of the gene IFT54, whose product is annotated as TRAF3-interacting protein 1. Gene Ontology annotation, cellular component: centrosome; axoneme; intraciliary transport particle B. Gene Ontology annotation, biological process: cilium assembly; regulation of microtubule cytoskeleton organization; intraciliary transport. The transcript has 6 exons. Gene Ontology annotation, molecular function: microtubule binding. NCBI's taxonomy places the organism in Eukaryota, Metazoa, Arthropoda, Insecta, Lepidoptera, Gelechiidae. The record is from RefSeq and is a predicted model, not a curated record. The coding region runs from base 51 to 1934 and encodes 627 amino acids.